Messenger RNA from Thamnophis sirtalis, 1326 nucleotides. Lineage: Eukaryota; Metazoa; Chordata; Lepidosauria; Squamata; Natricidae. The record is from RefSeq and is a predicted model, not a curated record.
AUGCCUAGCACCAGCGGGAGUAGCAAGAAAGGUCCCUUCCAUAGACCCCCGGUAGAGAAGGAGGAGAUUCCCACUCCAGAGAUGUUCCUGGAAGUCCUUAAAUCCCAGUGGGAUAAGACAGGAUCGUUUUCCAAUCUGGGGGGCAAUGAGCGGAGGUUCUACAAUCUCAAUCCUACCUUUGCCCAAGCACUCCAGCUCCUGGAGGUGGACACCCCGGUUGCCACUCUAACCUCAGCCUCAACCGUAGUGACGGGAGACAUUGCCAACUGCCUUAAAGCAGAGGAUAAGAAGGCGGAGACCAUUUUACGUAAGACAUUCCAGGCAAUAACCUGGGCCAUUAGGGCGGCCGCUUCUGCAUCCUGUUUCAACAGAUCUACCAUGCUGUGGCUGGAACAGCUGAGAGACAGGACCCUGGCUACUGCGGCGUCCAGGCGCCUGCUGUGGUUACGCCACUGGCAGGCGGAGUCCCGGGCUAAGUGGCACCUAGCAGGAGCAGAUUAUGCCGGGGACAAACGCUUCGGUGCCUUGCUGGAUCCUAUCCUGGUGGAGGACAAAAACAAAUGGAAGGUUUUCCCAGCCACGACCAGGCGGUCGAACUACCAACAUGCCUCUUACCCCAGGAGAACAUCUUACCGCCCGCCUGAAUCGGACGCCCAGAAUCACAGACCCAAACAGCCUCUAGACCCUGGGUCAGGACAUCAACAGCACUUCCUGAACGAUCUCAGUCAAGAUGAACAAUUGGUUGCUGGAGUUGUGUUAAUAAUCACAGGUGUGUGUUUUCAAGUGAAACUCCACAAUGCUUUUCUCGUACUGAAUGAAGCUGCUUCAGGAGUAGCUGUGACCAUAACAGUUAUUGGUGCGCUUAUUAUCAUUCUGUCUGGCUUUGGAGCAAUUGCUUUAUUCAGCUCUAACAAAGCUAUGAUCAAAUUGUUCACAGGUUUACUGGUGUUGCUCUUGAUCACUGAAAUCCUAAUUGUUGCCACUGCCUAUGCGUGCAGACUAAAGCUACACCAGACUAUAUCCAAGGAUUUCAUGAGGAUACUGAACAAGUAUGAUAACAAAGUGCAGAUCACCAAGGGGGUGGAUACUCUCCAGGCAGAGUUUCAAUGCUGUGGUGUGGAGAACUAUACAGACUGGCAAAACACAACCUUUGGACUGCUCUCUUCAUCUGUCCCCAAAAGCUGCUGUAAAGUGCCCAUGGAAAGCUGUGUUACUGAUCUAAACCAAAAUAUAGUUGGCAUUAAUCAGGAGGUAACUGGGAUCAUGCUUUGCUAUAUUCUGCUGAAAGUAACAAAUGAAGACUAUGAUAUCAUUGAACAAGCUUAA